This is a messenger RNA of Cyclopterus lumpus (lumpfish), 4043 nucleotides long. RefSeq names its product proline and serine rich 1 (gene proser1). The record is from RefSeq and is a predicted model, not a curated record. Bases 591 to 2939 code for a protein of 782 amino acids. The transcript is spliced from 12 exons. NCBI's taxonomy places the organism in Eukaryota, Metazoa, Chordata, Actinopteri, Perciformes, Cyclopteridae.
CUAGCGCCAGCUGUCAGUGGAAGCUAGCAAGACUGCUAUCGUUCCUAGCGCGUUAUUUUAAAAAUUGUAAUGAUUUAUUUUUUACACUUUCAGUCUAUAUCGCAAUUGUCGCUCGCACUGGAUUUGAACUAAACUUGAAUUAACUAAUGUCCCAAAAAAAUCCGCAUUUUCCAGUGUCUUUUUGUUGAGUUGUGCACAGAAUUAAGGAUUGCUAUAGCGGGCUAGCUUGUUGUUAGCUGCGGACAAAUCUGGUGCAGGCAGGUUUUGCACUGCUCCUCUUGUUUGGCAGUCAUUGUUCAUGGGCGGAAGUUGUAUUUUACAGAAGGACUGUAAAUAUCUUGCAGCUUUAUUAAGGAACUACAGUAUACGGAUUUACUGUAAAUAUGCAAUACUUUGAAUUAUGCUUUUGCAGCAUUUUGAUUUUAAAUCAGUAGCGUGGACGACAGCAUGGUAUUUCGACUUUAAGGCACCCGAAUGCGUUUUAUCUCAAACCAUCCUAUCUUCUGUAUUGUAAAACGUGUUUUACCAAUUGCUGGUAAAACAACUGUAUUUAUUGACCAAGAGGCGAACGUGUAUUUAAAUCCACAAACAUGGAUAAGAAAUCAUUUGAUAUAGUCUUGGAUGAGAUAAGAAAGUGUGUCCUGACCGAUCAACGGAUCAAAGCCAUAGAGCAGGUGCAUGGGUAUUUCUCCAGUGAGCAGGUGAUGGAGAUACUGAAAUAUUUCUCAUGGGCAGAGCCACAGGUCAAAGCAGUUAAAGCUCUGCAGCAUAAAAUGGUUGCAAUCCCGACAACCAAAGUUGCAAAUAUCCUGAAUUGCUUCACCUUCUCAAAGGACAGACUGAUUGUCCUGGAACUAAUUGCUUUGAACAUUUCAGAUGCUCAAAAUUAUCGUCCGGUGGAGGAUCUGUUUCGCAUACACUUAUCUGAGAAGAAGCGGGCUCGCAGGAUACUGGAGCAAGUAUGUAAGGUUGGCUGCAAGGCUCCUGUAGCCAUGAUAUCCUCCUGUGGUAUGAUACCAGGAAAUCCAUACCCUAAAGGUAGACCCAGCCUGGUCAGUGGCACAUUCCCUGGAAUUCCUCCAGUAAAGAAAGACGCAGAGAAGAAAGAGGAUACUUUUAACAAUCUUGAGGGGAAAGGAAUUUCUGCUCGAAUCAUUGGACCUUUCAAACCUUUUCCAUCGACCUACAACCCUCAUCGGCCAGUGCCGUAUCCUAUACCACCGUGCCGACCCCACGCCACCAUCGCACCAAGUGCGUACAACAACGCAGGCCUUGUUUCUGUGGGAGGGGUUAUAACAACCAGCGUGGCCCCUCCCCCCUACAACUCCACCCACAAAGUAGCAGGUUACGCCAAACCAGGCAAUCCACAGCACACCACACCAGGAGUCAACAGCGGGCCCCUCCUCAUUCCUCAUGGGUCCACGCCUUCUACCCCGGUCCCACCUCAAGCUUCUUCUGCUCAGCCACCUCCAACAACGCCUAUCACACCCGUUUUCCCUGGCAUGGUGCCCUCUCACAACCCUAAUGCCCCCUCCCCUGCUCCGUCCCCAUCCGUGAUCAAAGCAGGUCCACAGACCCCCGGUGGCCAUGUUACACCUACACCCUCAUCUGUCAUUAAAUCCCACACACCUUCAGGCACCCCUUGUGGAACUCCUGUCCCCGGCAGCGGGGGCUUCUCCACUUCCCCCUUCCAUGCCAUUUCCCGACCAGGCACCCCUGCUUCCUCCCGCAGCGGCCCAGACCCUUUAUCGCAGACAAACUCCAUGGGCUCAAAUCAGCAGAGGGUUUUUUCUCAAUCCACAGAUAACCAGUCAGGACCCACCCACCAUGGCAUACAUCCACAAGCAGGUAACCCCUCUGGGUCAGUGAUCCGAAGUUACACCCCCUCUGGACAAUCCACUCCAGUUCUUCCGAGCUGUUCCACCCCAGGUCCAAGUCCCAAACCCUCCCAAGCUCAUUCAGCACAGAUUCAGGCUGCCAUGGCCGCGGCUGGAGUCAUGAACAGACACACUGGGGGUAGUAACAGUGGCAGUAACAGCCCUGUGCCCUCUGCUUUUAAGGGCACCUCUCGCUCGGGCACACCUUCUGUGAGCUCUUUUGUUGUGCAAGGUUCUGCCCAGGCUGCCCUGGCACGUUCCUUGGGUCUAUCACACCCAGGUUCUCCUCAAGUCUCUCUCUCUAGUCCUGUUGGUAUGACCGGUUUCCAAGCUCUGUCCUCUAGCCAAGGACCCUCUCAUUAUCCUGGCCUGUCCCCCUUUUCUUCCCUUUCAUCCUCUCUCCCUCCUUCAUCCAUGCCUGCAAUGCCUCCCACUACCAACAUUUCUAACCACCCACAAGCCUCCAUCUACUCAGGCAUGGCCUCUAAUUCUGGCCCUGGUAUAGCCUCCCCUUUCGGUCUGGGCCUCACCUCUGCCCCCUCUUUAUUCCCAGGCCUUCCGCCUGGUGCUAGCUCUGCUGCUUUCCCAGCAAUGGGGGUUUCAGGAGGGCAUGGUGCUGGGAGCCCUGUGUUGUCUUCAUUCAUGGGUCUGCCAGGGGCCUCUUCAUCUUCAGUAUCAUCUCCACUGCAUGCGGCAGCCGCGGCGGUAGCCGCGGCCGCAGCUGGAGUUCCAUCAUCAUCACCAGUUUUACCAGGCUUUGCAUCUGCUUUCAGCUCCAACUUCCAGCCUGGGUUGAGCAGUGGACUCCAGCCUCCAGGAAGCAGCGGGUUCCCCGGCUUGCUGUCCUUCCCGGGGGUGCCGGGCUUCUCUCCCUCUGCUUCUCCUGCAAACCUCGGUGGCCUCCACAACCCAGCCAUGCAGUCUGCCCUGCUGCAGGCUCAUCAAGCAUCUGCGUUGGAGAGCUUCCCUCCUCAGCCCAACAGUUUCACCAACUAUCCUCCAGGCCCAGGAAACCCCUUUCCCCUCCAACCCGGCCUGCACCCCCAGUUGGGUUGGCAGUAAAACCCACAACACACUUUGAAACAUUGAGUACACUUACACGUCGAUCCCCACCGUACACCCUGCCCUACCCCUGAGCAGUUGACACAAUGUAUUUUUUUGAUCUUGAACCCUGAAGAACAGAGGACAGAUUGGAGCGUUUCAAUAAUGUGUAUGUUACAGCCAGAUGAUUACUUCUACAAGUAACACUAUUGUGAAAACAGUCGAAAUAGUGUGUGGGGGAGAUGGCAUAUUUCCUCUAUUAUUCAUAGUGAACAGUUGUAAAUAUCAGUUGUCAAAGUUGUUAGGUUUUACAAGUAGACCAUGAAUGGUUUAAAUGUUAGCUGGACUUGGCUGUUUUUAAUCAAGUUUAUCAACAUUUUUAGUGAAUAAUGAAUUAUAGAAAUUAAAUUGAAAAAUGUACAUGAUAUCAUGUAACGAAUUGACAGUAUGCUCAUGUAGUAUUUCAUGCAGUCACAGUGGGAAGGACUUGCGUAUGAUACUGGUUGAGUAUUGUGUUAUGACAUGAAUUCUUUUGGUGGCUUAUGUUAUAUUGUGCUAUGUGACGCAGUCAUAUUUUGAGGGGGGAACAUCAUAAAUAUUUUUUAAUCCUCGUUCAGUGUCAUGGGUGGGAGUGUUGCUUGCAUUUGGCAGUUCCACUCAUGUCUGUUAAAUUUCAGUGAACACCCGUGCAGUUUACUGUGAUUCACAUUGCAUAUGUUUACACAUUUCUUUUGACAGAUGUCACCCAGCUAGUGCUAUGAUUACAGUUUUGACCAGAUGUACUGUAUGCAGAUGUUUCAUGAGAUCAAGCUUGAUUGAUAUAUGGACUUGAAAUACAAUGUCUAUAUUCUUCAGUAAGGCUUUGCAACAUAGUGAAAACUGUAAUUUUACCUCAUUUACUGUAAAGCUCAGUACACUCCGAGACAGUUGAGAGUAAUAGACACGCUGUUUGAUGCCCUGUGUUUUCUUUUGUCCUUUUUGUAUUUGCACCUGUUUUGUUAUUUUGUCAGUAAACUGCUGGUUGCUGUAGCUGUAUCUCUUUUAGUGCCGUGGCUACCAUUGCUUUUAAAGAGGCGUAACAAUCAUCACCCAUUUAUGUUACUUUUUAAUAAAAUAUCAAAUAAG